Pisolithus orientalis is the source of this 1683-nucleotide messenger RNA. RefSeq lists its product as uncharacterized. Lineage: Eukaryota; Fungi; Basidiomycota; Agaricomycetes; Boletales; Pisolithaceae. The record is from RefSeq and is a predicted model, not a curated record. Bases 1 to 1683 code for a protein of 560 amino acids. The transcript is spliced from 17 exons.
AUGAGUGCUAUCAGGAUUAGCAUGUGGAAAUCCCUUAAAUGGAUUGAUCGAUCUGGCAAGCUGCAGCCACCAGUGGAUAGAACUUUGGCACCCCUCCAGGUUAAUCCCAGAAGGAAAAAUGUCAAGGGCAAGGGUAAAGUGCAGGAAGAGGGAGUGGUGGAUGAUAGCAUGGAUGAUAGCACAGAUGACAGUGUGGAUGACAGUUUGGAUGAUCACAGCAAGGCUGAGGCAAGUGAUGUUGGAACAGAUGGUCCCUCUGCUAAAAAGGUAUCUGGCAGGAGGCAAAACCAUGCCAAGACACCAUUUCCUUCUCAUUCCUGCUCAAAUCCCCCACCAGCUGAUGGUUCCCAUACAAACCCUGAUCUGCACUCAGGGAACAAGUACACAACUGAAUUACAGGACCACUCAGAAUAUGCAGAUGAAGAUGGAUUGGAGAGCAUUCCUUUCACUGACCACCCAACCAAGGAGGGGUCAACGAGCAGAAAAAAAGGCUCUGUCAGAAUCGAGGCAUCCCUGGGAGCACCUGGAAGUCACCUUGUGUCAGAAAGGCCCCUGCAAGGCCAGAUGCAGAUGUUCCAUCUCCUGAUGCAAAGAGAUCAUGCAAGCAAACAGGCAGCAAUCAGAAGCAGAAGAGCUCAUGACACCAUGGUGGUUGUGAGAGGUGUCUUUGAUAUCAGAGAGAGGGAUAGUAAAGCAGGACAGUUGAGCAGGACAAUUGAGCAGAGAGCUGAGUGGGACAGUCCUGCCAUGUUCAUUUCUGUUGUCAAGCAACCUAAGCCAUCCACAGCUAAUGUAAGACCAAUUGAGCCAAGGCAAUCUAGCUCCUGCAUGAAGCAGUCCAAAAAUCUGGAGGAGACACUAGUACAACUGCAUGUGUUGCAAGAGCCAACCCCUCCACCAAUUGUCUCAAGUGGAAGGGCAGAUAUGGUGGGGUCAAACAUGGAUAUCACAGCCAAUUCAUGCGAAAGCUUGGUGGAUCAGUUCCUGCAGGAAAAGGAGCCAAUUGCUCUGGCAGAGGGCAGAAUUGCAGCUGAUGGUAUGAAUGUGGAUCUACUCGAGCAAUUGCUGAAUGCACAGGAACCAUUGGCACUGCCAGUCACACAUGAGAAAUUAAACAGGAUGGACAGGUCUUCAACACCUGCACAAGAUGUUACUAUGCAGGAUAUGAGGGAACCAACACCUCCACCACUCGUUUCAAAUGUACCUGUUGAAUCUUUUGACUUGGCAGCAGAUGAGGACAAUGGCACAAACCGUUUGACUUUUGGCAUGCCCAAACAAUCAGAAAUGAGGGACCUUUUCAAGGAAAUAUGCAAUGGUGAACUUCCAUCCACACAGCAAUCUCUUCAAAUGGAACAAUGGGAAUUGGCACCUGUUCCAUGUUGUGAUCAAGUCCUGCAUGCCUUACAUGCCAUGGUAUCUUGCUAUUGCAGAACCACCACUCCCAGCAACAUGCUGUUCGAUCCCACUGUUGAUAGGCACCUUGUGCAGGCUGCAAAUGCCAUUUCUGUGGUAGAGAUGGGUAUCCUCUACUUGGCAUGCCAGAUUGAGGUGGCCUCUGUACAUCUGAAGCAGACUGCUGAUAUUGCGGCAUGGCCUGUGCAUUGGUUUGCAAACCUAGCAAUGGACUUGUUAUACUCCUCCCUUCCUGGCAUGCUACCAUGCAUACCUCAGACACCAAGAUGA